AUGCUUGAAUAUGUUUUAGAAAGAAAUAUUUGCACUUAUACAGAUUUCGAUGAAGAAGACCCAUAUUCAACAGCAAUUUACGAAGAUAUUAUCAAAUACCAAAACCCGAAAGCCGUAUUUCUUCUUUUUGAAAGGGAGAAAAAUUUCAUCGUUCCAUGGUGUGCUGCAUUUCCUCAAACAAUUGAUAUACUCAAAAACGAAAAACCUCCUGAUAAAAUUGAUAAUAAGAAAAUAAAUAUUCUACAAUAUGCAUGCAUGUCACAAAAUUCCGAUAUUUUCAAAUUUUUAUUUAACUCAACUGACGAAAUUGAUGUCAAUUAUCAUGAUAUAUAUAAAAUGACUGCUCUUCAUUACGCCGCAAUGUAUAAUAAUAUGGAAGCAGUAAGGAUUCUUAUUUCUCAUAGUGCUGAUGUCAAUGCUAAAACUCUUCUUUUUCAUUUCAUAUCAAUCAUUAUUAUAUUGGAUUUUCUUUCAUUUCAUAUCAAUCAUUAUUAUAUUGGAUUUUCUUUCAUUUCAUAUCAAUCAUUAUUAUAUUGGAUUUUCUUUCAUUUCAUAUCAAUCAUUAUUAUAUAG
This is a messenger RNA of Trichomonas vaginalis G3, 573 nucleotides long. Its product is annotated as spectrin binding. The coding region runs from base 1 to 573 and encodes 190 amino acids. The record is from RefSeq and is a predicted model, not a curated record. The transcript has a single exon. Gene Ontology annotation, molecular function: protein binding. NCBI's taxonomy places the organism in Eukaryota, Parabasalia, Trichomonadida, Trichomonadidae.